AUGUCAGUAUUCUCGGCCAAAACAUUCUCUGCGGUCAAGUACAGCCGGUUCCGGCCAACAUACCCCGCUGAGUUCUACGAACAGCUCCUUGCUUAUCACAAGAAAUGGCAAUGCGAGACCGCACUCGCAGUGGAUGUGGGAUGCGGCCCUGGGACUGCUUCUCGGGCUCUUUUGGAGUACUUUGACGAAGUGGUCGGGUACGAUCUGUCAGCCACGAUGAUAUCUACCGCCAACAAGAUCGCACAGGAUGUACUUCCAUCACAGGAUCUGGACCGCAUCUCCUUCCACGUUUCGCUGGCACACAACCUCGGUCAGAUCGAAGCUAAAACGGUGGACAUGGUCAUUGCGGCCCAGGCCAUCCAUUGGUUCAACCAGGAAUUGUUCUUCAGAGAAGUGCACCGAAUCCUCAAGCCGGGCGGCACCUUGGCGUACUGGUUUUAUAUCGAUGGCAUUUUUGCCAAAGAGUAUGAGGUGAUUAACCAAAUAAUUCAGAAGUUCAUCUACGAGGACUCACGAUAUUUGGGACCCCACUGGGAACAACCUGCGAGGAGGUUAUUGAGAGGGUAUCUUAAAGACGUGGAGGUGCCGACUGAAUGCUUCACAAAGAUCAAAAGGCUGGUCUUUCACGGGAAGGAUGGGUUUGGCAAGAACAGGUUAUCAGGAGGGGAAUCCGACAAAAACAAGGAAGAUGUCCUUUACAUACACAAGUACCUUACCCUAAAUGAGUACAAGUUGUACGUUCAGGUAUCAGCGGCGUACUUCGCGUACAAGGAGCUGCAUAGCGACGAUGAAGAGGAUUGCAUAGAUUUGAUGAUUGAUGAGAUAAACCUGGCCAUGGGCUGGACGUACGAGGAUAACGAUAGUAUUCUCUUGGAGGUUUCCUGGAGCACAGGAUAUGUGUUUGCCAAGGCGUUUUGA
This is a messenger RNA of Babjeviella inositovora NRRL Y-12698, 918 nucleotides long. Its product is annotated as class I SAM-dependent methyltransferase. The record is from RefSeq and is a predicted model, not a curated record. NCBI's taxonomy places the organism in Eukaryota, Fungi, Ascomycota, Pichiomycetes, Serinales. The transcript has a single exon. Gene Ontology annotation, molecular function: S-adenosylmethionine-dependent methyltransferase activity. The coding region runs from base 1 to 918 and encodes 305 amino acids.